This is a messenger RNA of Ictalurus punctatus (channel catfish), 2315 nucleotides long. RefSeq names its product flavin adenine dinucleotide synthetase 1 (gene flad1). The transcript is spliced from 8 exons. The record is from RefSeq and is a predicted model, not a curated record. Gene Ontology annotation, molecular function: FMN adenylyltransferase activity. The coding region runs from base 365 to 1921 and encodes 518 amino acids. Gene Ontology annotation, biological process: FAD biosynthetic process. NCBI's taxonomy places the organism in Eukaryota, Metazoa, Chordata, Actinopteri, Siluriformes, Ictaluridae.
CAAGUUUUCUUACCCGGCACCGUCGUUUUGUUUUGGGGGGAAGUUCAGUUGUGUAUGUCCAAUUAAACGGAUUAAAGACUUCAUUAAACGACCCGCUGGUUUGUUCUUCGCUGUUUAUUUUUUAAACAAAUAUUGUAGUAUGUACUAUCCUUUUCAGUGUCGCUGGACGUUACAGAGCUUAUUAAGGUCUUCAUGACAUGCUGUGUUAUACUGUAAUCACAUGACCGCUGCAGGACUGCAAAUUGCCCUCUGACAUGGACACAUGUUUAUGUUUUAAGAAGAUGUUCUUCUCAAGUGAACUUCUUGGACUAAUUCACACACAGUGAAGAUUUAUCACCUGCUAAGAAGUACUCACCCCGGCUGAAUGCUCCAGGCUUUACCUCGGCUGAGCAGAGCUGUGGAGAGGAUUCGCCGUGUGGGAGCUCAACUCAGCAGUAUGGCCCAAAAUGGCAGCACCGAGAACGGAGAACCGGCCACAGCCGCCAUCGUAAUCAUCGGCGAUGAGAUUCUUAAGGGUCACACGGCAGACACAAACAGCACCUUCUUGUGUCGCGGCCUGCGCAAGCUGGGGGUCAGUGUGCAACGCAUUUCAGUGGUGCCUGAUGUGCAGGAGGUCAUCGCUAAGGAAGUGGCUGCGCUCUCACCCACGGUAACGCACCUGAUCACAGCAGGUGGCAUUGGCCCCACGCAUGACGAUGUGACCUUUGAAGCAGUGGCGCUGGCGUUCGGCGAGAGUCUGCAUAUCCACCCGGAGCUCACACGCCUCAUUGAGAAGUUCUUCGGCACCGUCGAUUCUACCAGUGCCCCCAUGAAACUUGCCACUGUGCCUUCUUCUGCAAAGCUGAACUACGGUCGAGACCCCCAGACCGGCGAGCCUCUGCGCUUUCCUCUGAUCAGCGUACGCAACGUCUACAUGUUCCCUGGCAUCCCUACACUUCUGGAGCGUUCCUUCAAUGGCCUGGUGCAUGUGUUUGCCAGACCGGGAACUGCUUUUCACACACGUGAGGUGUUUGUGAAUGCUGACGAAACAGAAAUCGCUCCCAUCCUUACGAGGUUGCAGUCGGAAUGGGGAAAAUCUAUAGCGCUCGGCUCGUAUCCUGACUGGCUGAGCAACUACUACCGCGUGAGGCUGGUGCUGGACUCGGACAGUGCCGACAAGGUGGAGAGGGCGCAGGCCAGGCUGGAGGAGGACCUGCCUAAAGGGAGUGUGGUGCGGCUGGUCAGCGAUCCUGUCACUGUUGCACCCCAUGAGGUCUACUUGCUCGCCUUGAACGGAUCACCCUUGGGAGAGAAAGUAGCUGCAGCUCUGAGGACCAUCGAGAAGGCACUGGAUCAUUACCGACUAAAUGAGAUCUGCAUUGGCUUCAAUGGCGGCAAAGACUGCACGGCGCUGCUACAUCUUUUUUACGCUGCCCUUAAACGCCGCUAUCCAGACUGUAAAGACAAGUUGAAAGCUCUGUACAUCCGCAUCGUCUCCCCGUUCCCCGAGAUGGAGCGAUUUCUGCAGGACACGAUUAAAAGAUAUGAGUUGGACCUUAUUGCUGUGGAGGGCAACAUUCGGCAGGCUCUAAAUGAAGUGCAGGAGAAGAGACCUGAGCUUCGUGCCGUUCUCAUGGGCACCAGACGCACUGAUCCAUACUCACACACUCUCACUGCCCUCUGCCCCACAGACCCAGACUGGCCUCCCUACAUGAGAGUCAACCCAUUACUGGAUUGGACCUAUCAUGACAUCUGGUUGUUCCUGAGGACCCUUUAUGUACCUUACUGCAUUCUCUAUGACAAAGGCUACACCUCACUGGGCAGCAUGGAUAACACUUUCAGGAAUCUCUCUCUCCAAGUGGUGGACAGCAGGGGUGUCACACAUUAUAAACCUGCCUACCAGCUGGAGAAAGAGGAAGAAGAACGCAGCUCAAGGACGUGAUGGUGUAUAAGUGCUGGUCCAGAUAAAACCAUGCUCAAGAGAAAAGAGCACCCAUCACAGAGGGAUUGAGAUGACAAGGAAGAACUGGAAAACAGCUGGAUGCAUUCGUUCAUUUUCCGUCCUGAUCCGUCCUGCUCAGAGUUACAGUGGUUCUGGAGCCAAUCCCAGCAACACUGAAAUCAAGCCAUAUUCCUGUAACAUGUAUAUGACAGAGAGAGGGUCAUUUUUAUAUCUGUAUGAGAUAUGAUCUGCAUGAAAAGGUAUUUGUCUGUUUUUCCCUCCUUCUCAAUGUUUUAAAUCAUUUACUUAACUGAAUUUUGUGUUUGUGUGUACACUAGAAGUGACCAAAAGACUGAAUGGGCGAUUAUAGUAUGUUAAUAAAGUUUUAACAGUA